AUGCCAACUGUAGAACAAUAUGCUGGCACCACGGAUCCAGAAGAUCACUUGGAAACCUUCAAGUCCCUCUUGUUCUUUCAAGGCGCCUCUGAUGCUAUAAUGUGCAGGGCUUUCCACUCCACCCUGAAUGGAGCGGCGUGGCAAUGGUUCUCUCAGCUCCCUCCAUGGUCUCUUUCCAAUUUCACCGACUUGGGACGGGCCUUCUUGGCUCACUUUGUGAGUAGUAGGGUUCAUAAGAUGACAACCGCUAAUCUACUGGCCAUAAAGCAAUGCCCCAAUGAGUCCAUUAGGGGUUUUCUUACCCGGUUCAAUAAAGAGGCUUUGGAAGUGCAAAAUUUGGAUUCAAUAGUGGAGUUCCAGGCGCUGCGUAGCGGAAUACGAGAUGCCGAGUUGAAAAAAUCAUUGAUCAUGGAUGAACCAGGAGAUAUGUAUGAAUUGUUUUCUAGAUGUGAAAAAUAUAUCAAUUUGGCAGAAGUUCUUGCAGCCGAGAAAGAAGAUAAAGCUGAGAAGAAAGUUCAAGAAAAGGAGGAGAUCCCUCGCGAAGCUGGUGCAAAGCGUCAUCGAGAUGAUAGAGAUGGCGGAAGAAAGAAAGAUGAUAGGAAAGUUUGGGUUCCCAGAGCUACUGAUUUGGGAUCCGAGCCAGUCUAUACAGCCCUGACUCAUACCCGAGCAUAUAUACUAAAUGAAAUUAAAGAUCAAGUGACCCUACAGUGGCCGACCAAGAUGGUUAAACCGGCGCAUGAGUGCAACAAAAGCAAGUACUGUCUCUUUCAUCAAGAUCAUGGUCACGAUACCAAGGAGUGCAGACAGCUGAAAGAUGAGCUUGAGGCUCUCACUCAAAGAGGGCGCCUAGGUCGAUUUGUCAAGAAAGAAGGAAAUGAAUGCAAGCCUGAUUACCGUGCUCGGGAGCCAAAAGAAACUCCAAGGCCAUCCACACAAGCUGAAAAAGGAGGACUCCCCCGAGGUAAGCCCCAUACUGAGAAUGUACCCUUAAGGGAAAUAACCACCAUAUUUUGUGGACCUGGUAUGGCAGGGGAAACCUCAAAUUCCUAA
Messenger RNA from Telopea speciosissima, 1053 nucleotides. RefSeq lists its product as uncharacterized. Lineage: Eukaryota; Viridiplantae; Streptophyta; Magnoliopsida; Proteales; Proteaceae. The record is from RefSeq and is a predicted model, not a curated record. Bases 1 to 1053 code for a protein of 350 amino acids. The transcript has a single exon.